AUGAUUGAUUCAAGCGAAGUUAAAAUCGAAGAUCAAGAUGAAGAGAGAGAAUCAUCCGGGGAUAGCUCUGAGUUUUCGGUUAUGGCGACGUCAUCAUCAUCAGUUGCGAGGAAUGUGUUCGAUGAUGAUGAUAAAGAUGAGGAUGUUUGUAGGAUUUGUCGAAACCCUGGUGAGGCUGAUAAUCCGUUGAGAUAUCCGUGUGCUUGUAGCGGUAGUAUUAAGUUUGUUCAUCAGGAUUGUCUUCUUCAAUGGCUUAAUCACAGUAAUGCUCGUCAAUGUGAGGGAAAAUUUGAGAGUGCACCUAAAUUAAGGGUGUUCUUGAACACCUUAAUUUGUCUACGUGUGAUAACCAAGGCUUGA
Amaranthus tricolor (Joseph's coat) is the source of this 360-nucleotide messenger RNA. Its product is annotated as probable E3 ubiquitin ligase SUD1. The record is from RefSeq and is a predicted model, not a curated record. Gene Ontology annotation, molecular function: zinc ion binding. Gene Ontology annotation, cellular component: endoplasmic reticulum membrane. Lineage: Eukaryota; Viridiplantae; Streptophyta; Magnoliopsida; Caryophyllales; Amaranthaceae. The transcript is spliced from 2 exons. Bases 1 to 360 code for a protein of 119 amino acids.